AUGCCGUUUGGAAAGGAAAAUGCGCGCGAUAUAGAGUCAGCAAACGAACCCGAGGAGAAAAAGCAAGGGAUUUCAAAAUGGAACAUGGGCAUGUUGAACGACAAGCAGACCAUCGAAGUGCCCGGCUCGGUUUUGCUGCUUGCAAAAGAUUACAAUCAGCCUCUCGGUCUACGCAACACUCCGGCUAGAUCGUCUCAAUCAUCCCUGCCUACGGGCAUCCCGGUGGCAGCGCCAUCGCUCCCUGCAGGAGAUGACACGAAGAAGACCAAGGAUGGUCAGAUCAUCCUGGAACCACAGCCUGAUGAUUCAUGCAAUGACCCCCUAAACUGGCCUGCGUGGCGUCGCGAUCUAGCUUUGGUAUCAUUAGGGCUUUACUGCAUGGUGGGAGGAGGUAUCACGCCUCUGUUGGCGAGCGGAUUCACUAAUAUUGCCGAAGAUUACGAUAUUGAAUUGUCUCAGGUGUCACUGACGACUGGACUGUACAUGCUUGGACUCGGUAUUGGCUGCGUCAUCUUCUCGCCCACGGCCAUCUUGUUCGGCAAACGCCCUGUCUAUCUGUUUAGCGCCAUUAUCUUUAUCCUCUCUUCGAUAUGGUGCGCUCUGUCUCCCAGCUUCACCUCGCUCAUCUUGGCGAGGGUAUUUCAGGGCAUUGCUGUCAGUCCCGUCGAGGCUUUACCAUCUGCCACCAUUGCCGAGAUCUUCUUCUUGCACGAGAGAGCUUUUCGCAUUGGGAUAUAUACCCUGCUUUUACUGGGGGGCAAGAACUUGAUACCGCUUGUCAGUGCGGCUAUCAUUCAAAGUCUUUCAUGGCGUUGGGUGUUCUGGAUCGUUGCUAUGCUCGUUGGGUUCUGCGGCAUCUUGCUGUUUCUGUUUGUGCCCGAGACGUUCUGGGACAGAUCCCCAGUUCCGAGGUCUCGACAGCCAUCGAGACGGCCAAGCUUGUUCCGUAGGAAAUCUUCGGCGACGCAUUUCAUCCCGGGACUACAUCGAAAGGACGUCAAUGCCACACACAGCGCGGAUCAUCCAGCAGCUCCCGAGGUAAUGGCCAGCGAGGGCUCGACUAAAAUAGCAGUGCAUCCUCACCAACACAAAAAUGUACAUGUCGGGUUCGCUUCAGACUCUGAGCCUGAGCAUGGCCACCAAUCGGAGUCAGAUUCUCACCCUGUGGAUUUGGUGGUGUCAUCACAGCCAAAGAUGGCCGAUACGCCCGAAAUUCCCGACAGGAAGGGUUCCGCUGCCUCACCUAGUGGAAGGCGGAAACCUAGACCCAUUAUCAUACCCCCUCGUCCAAUGAUGGCGCCUGAAGGACUAGGUAGUAGUAUAUUUGGACCGCCAAUGACACCAGCAGCGGGGGGGCUUUUCCCCCCAACGCCAGAUCUCCGAAACUUCAACUCGCCAUAUUACGAAAGAAUCUCGAACGAAUACUUUGAAAGCUGGGAGACUGCAAUGCAGCGAGAAGUGCAUUCCGAAAUCGGCUCCGCUACCCGUGAAACCCACAGUGAGAAGAUGUCCAUCGCAAGCCUCCAGGCAAGAACUGGCGGACAAGCAUAUACCCACGCCCUGCGCCACGCCCCACCCCAAUCCUUCCACCAACAACUCCGCAUCUACCACUGCCGCCUCAGCAAGGACAGAUGGUGGAAAGUCUGUAUUCGGCCCUUCAUUCUCUUCGCCUACCCCGCCGUCCUUUGGUCCGCAGCAAUCUACGCCUUCUCCAUCGGCUGGCUCAUCGUCAUCUCCGAAUCCGUCGCCGUGAUCUUCCGCGAGGGAACUUACCACUUCAGCGCGCUGGCCACAGGGCUCAUCUACCUCUCCCCCUUCAUCGGCGGCAUUCUCGGCUCCGCCGUCGCGGGGAAAGUCAGUGAUAUUGUCAUCCAGUUCAUGGCGCGCCGCAACGGCGGCCUCUACGAACCCGAGUUCAGACUGCUCAUGGCCUUCCCCGUGGCUAUAACUACCGUGAUAGGACUCGUGGGUUUCGGCUGGUCGGCCAGCGUCAACGAUCCCUGGAUCGUGCCCACGCUGUUCUUCGGCAUCGUCUCGUUCGGCUGCUCGUUGGGCUCUACUACCGCCAUUACGUUUUGUGUCGAUAGCUAUAGGCAGUAUGCGGGAGAGGCGCUCGUCACGCUGAAUUUUAGCAAGAACGUGCUGCAUGGGCUGGUGUUUAGUUUGUUUGUCACCGGGUGGUUGACGCAUGACGGGCCUAAGACGGUGUUUGUUUGGAUUGGCGUUAUGCAGUUGAUUGUGCUUUGCUCAACGGUGCCGAUGUAUAUCUUUGGGAAGAGGGCGAGGAUGUGGACUGUGAGAAGGAAUUUCAUGGAGAAGUUUUAG
This is a messenger RNA of Pseudomassariella vexata, 2325 nucleotides long. Its product is annotated as MFS general substrate transporter. Bases 1 to 2325 code for a protein of 774 amino acids. Lineage: Eukaryota; Fungi; Ascomycota; Sordariomycetes; Amphisphaeriales; Pseudomassariaceae. Gene Ontology annotation, biological process: transmembrane transport. The record is from RefSeq and is a predicted model, not a curated record. The transcript has 4 exons. Gene Ontology annotation, molecular function: transmembrane transporter activity.